AAAGGGCUCUCUCUCUCUCAAUCUUUCUUCCGUCCAGCCAUGCAGUCCGCCGCCCUGUUCCGCGCCGCCACUCGCGGCUCCUCCAUGGUCCGCGCCGCCGCUCGUCCCGCGCCCUUCGCCGUCCGCUCGGCCGUCGUCGCUGCUCGCCCGUUCAGCAUCUCUGCCUCCCGAAAGGCCGAGCACGCUGAGGAGACCUUUGAGGAGUUCACUGCUAGAUUCGAGAAGGAGUUUGAUUCUGUGCAGGACGUCUUCGAGCUCCAGCGCAACCUCAACAACGCCUUCGCCUACGAUCUCGUCCCUUCACCCUCCGUCGUCGCCGCUGCCCUCAAGGCUGCCCGAAGAGUCAACGACUUUGCUACCGCCGUCCGCAUCUUCGAAGGCAUCAAGGCCAAGGUCGAGAACAAGAACCAGUACCAGCAGUACCUGGACGAGCUCAAGCCCCUGCGAGAGGAGCUUGGCGUCGAGCUGAAGGAGGACCUCUACCCCGAGGAGAAGUAAAUUUCUUGCUGCUGUCCAACCGAGGAUCUAAGAGAAAGAAAAGAAAAUCUUGUUCAGAGUAUUGUACAUGGUAUUAUUUAUAUUUGGAGUGAAGAGGAACAGCGAAGGUGCUAGACGGUUGAUGGGAAGGGAGGCUAGUAGCGGCAUCCCAAACCAAUGUGUUAUUAUAGUUGAUGAAGCACGUAGUGUAUACUGCCCCCUCCUGUUGGUUACAACGUCUAGUUGUCUCAACAAAUCUUAAAAACAAAAAGAAGAAGAAAAAGGGAUCAUAGAUUCCCUUUACUGUGCUUUGUCUUUGGCUUGUACUGUAAGAAGUACACCUAAUACUUUGUCAAUUUAUUUGUUAAAAGCGCGUGCUACUCAGAUCUGCAAAUCGGCUCUUAUAUAAUGCCCUGAGCAAACCUUUCUUCAUAUACCACUUUUAUGUAAUGUAUCCAUCUCGAACCUUGCAGUAAGGCAAACCACCUUUGACCAAUACCCUAUUGAAGCAUAGAUAAAAGACAGAGAAAAAGACGAAUCCCUCAAAGAAGACGCAAUAAAAAAAAAAAAAAUGAAAGCAAAAAAGAGAGCGUGGAAAUACAACACUCCCUUCCCUAGCCCCAGGCACCAAACAACUCAGUAUAAAAAGAAAGAAGAAAGAGAAAAGGAAAGAAGUUAUAAGUUGCAAGUCCACUCCAGUCCCUAAUCGCAGUCAAACGUUAUAAGCACACCCCGCCCGCCCCUUCAUUAUCCUCUUAAAUGAUCCCAUCGGCCAUUUCCUGGCUGUUGGCCAUAAAACUGCAUGCCUUCGACGCCAGCUCCCGAGGCCGGGCUAGCCCCUCUGCUAGCUGGACCUCCGUAUGCUCGGGAAAUUGUCCGUGGGCUCAUCAUACCCAUGCGUGGACUUCGAGGUACGCUAGACUGUCGAGUCUCCCGCCGUCCAUUCUUGAGCUGUCGUAGCUCCUCACGAGCGCGAUCCAAUUCUACCUCGCGUUCUUUGACUUGAAACUUGAGCUCUGUAAUCUGUU
Messenger RNA from Trichoderma atroviride IMI 206040, 1505 nucleotides. RefSeq lists its product as uncharacterized. Lineage: Eukaryota; Fungi; Ascomycota; Sordariomycetes; Hypocreales; Hypocreaceae. Gene Ontology annotation, biological process: mitochondrial electron transport, cytochrome c to oxygen. The record is from RefSeq and is a predicted model, not a curated record. Gene Ontology annotation, cellular component: mitochondrial inner membrane.